UCACGACUUGCAUGUGUUCCUCUGACAGAUGGCAGAAGGAGACAAAAAGGUAGUCAAGAAGAAGCACGGGAGCCGUAACCCGGUCCUGGCCCGGGGAAUCGGUCGUUACUCCCGCUCGGCGAUGUAUGCCCGCCGUGCUAUGUACAAGAGGAACUACAAGACCACUGAGACUAAGGUCGAGAAGAAGAUCAAAACUAGGCCCCAAGCCACAGUUGUGAAGACUGUCGGUGGUGACAAAAACGGAGGCAGCCGCGUUGUCAAGCUGCGUAAAAUGCCCCGCUACUACCCCACCGAAGACGUUCCUCGCAAGUUGAAGAGUCACGGCAAAAAGCCCUUCAGCCAGCACAAGAGGAGACUUCGCUCCUCAAUCACCCCCGGAACUGUCCUCAUCUUGCUCACAGGACGCCACCGUGGAAAGCGUGUAGUCUUCCUGAAGCAGCUUGCAAGUGGUCUGCUACUUGUCACUGGCCCUCAUACUUUGAAUAGAGUCCCUCUGCGCAGAGCUCACCAGAAGUUUGUCAUUGCAACCACCACCAAAAUUGACAUCUCUAGCUUGAAGCUCCCCAAGUCUCUCAAAGAUGUCUAUUUCAAGAAGAAGAGACUGAGAAGGCCCCGCCACCAAGAGGGCGAGAUCUUUGACACAGAAAAGGAGAAAUACUUGGUGACAGAGCAGAGGAAGGAGGACCAGAAGGCUGUAGACUCACAGCUCCUGUCUCUUAUCAAGAAGGUUCCUCAGCUGAGAGGAUACCUGCAUGGCUCCUUCUCCUUGACUAAUGGGGUCUUUCCACACAAAUUGGUUUUCUAAAUGUUAAUAAAGUCAAUCUUACACACCUA
This is a messenger RNA of Nerophis ophidion (straightnose pipefish), 834 nucleotides long. It is a transcript of the gene rpl6, whose product is annotated as ribosomal protein L6. Gene Ontology annotation, cellular component: ribosome. The coding region runs from base 29 to 805 and encodes 258 amino acids. Lineage: Eukaryota; Metazoa; Chordata; Actinopteri; Syngnathiformes; Syngnathidae. Gene Ontology annotation, biological process: translation. The record is from RefSeq and is a predicted model, not a curated record. Gene Ontology annotation, molecular function: structural constituent of ribosome. The transcript is spliced from 6 exons.